GGUGGGAAAGAAACCGAGGGAGUGGCUUUGGAUGCUGAAUGAUGAGAAUAUCAUACAAUAUUCCUGGGCAGUUUGCUCCCGAGUCCUGAGUCAAGUGUGAGGAAUCCAAGACUUUUUUGUUGCAGGAAUGUGAAUACACGAACUCAAUGAAGGAUUUACACUGAAAAUAACCCACUGGUGGUGGUGGUGGAGGGAAGCAGGUGGCCAUAACCUGAACACUGUACUUAAGAUUUAAAAAGGAUUUGGCUUCUGGCUGCUGCUGGUCUGUUUAUCCCACAGACUUGGCAGGCGCAGGACACUUCCCAAAUGUUGGGGUUGAUGAAAGUUGUGGCUGGCCAGCUGCCAGCUCUCGAGGCUAUCAACUGGCUCUCAAACUGUGGAUGCUAAUUAGCACUUUCCUUCUGUAAAAAUUUAUGUUGCAAAGUCAUGGGAAUCAGGGCUCUUUGCACUCUGUGUUUGUACAGCCCCUGACACGACCAGAUCGUGCUCAUGAUGGAGGUCUUGGACACCACUGCAGUAUGGAAAUAUAUUAUAAAAACCUUUUUCUCCUUCAUAGGUAACUGAUCUUCACAGAAUUGCUCUUAUGGUCUGGGAGGUCUUCACAACCCCAAGACUAAGGAAAUUUUGCGAAUCACUGCUCUUAAGGCACUUAAGAAGCCUUGUGAAUCACCGCUGCUGAACACGCCCCGCACGGCAUCAGCGCCUUUGGAGGAAAGCUGCGGAUGAGGACUCUAAGCUGAGUCCUUUAUUUUGGCGUUGAUGCUCUGCGAGCGGGAGACUUCGGGAGACGCGGUCCUCACCUGAGCGAUCCAGCCCCCAUUCCCCCGUUUGAAGGCUGUUAAUGGAGAAGAGGGCGGAUGACAGCCGGGACUGUGGUCAUCACAGGUGGAAUAUUAGCAACUGUUAUUUUGCUAUGUAUCAUCGCCGUCCUCUGCUACUGUAGGCUCCAGUAUUACUGCUGCAAGAAGGAUGAGUCCGAGGAGGAUGAGGAGGAGCCCGACUUCGCCGUGCACUCCCACAUCCCGCCGCUCCACUGCAACCGCAACGUAGUGCUGACCAACGGCCCGUCCCUCUACGCCUCGUCCCCCUUCAGCAAGAAGGCGACCCCGAGCAGGUCCAGCUGCCCCGGCUGCGGCCCCUACGAGCCCCCCACCUUCUUCCUCCAGGAGCCCCCCGAGGAGCUGCACAACGGCGGCGACCGGGUGAGCUACAAGACGGUGAGCCAGGAGGACCUGGCCCUGCCGGUGAGCGUGUCCAACCUGCAGGCUCUCAACCCCAACCGGCUCUCGGCCAUGCGGGAGGCCUUCUCCCGCAGCCGCAGCAUCAGCACCGACGUGUGAGGGGCUG
Empidonax traillii (willow flycatcher) is the source of this 1347-nucleotide messenger RNA. RefSeq names its product family with sequence similarity 163 member B (gene FAM163B). NCBI's taxonomy places the organism in Eukaryota, Metazoa, Chordata, Aves, Passeriformes, Tyrannidae. The transcript has 5 exons. The coding region runs from base 858 to 1340 and encodes 160 amino acids. The record is from RefSeq and is a predicted model, not a curated record.